GCACUCGCCCAGUUUGGCGCCCACCAGACAGUGGGGAAGGGGAAGGGGAAGAGGGUGAGGGUGGCAGGGUGGGGACAGGGAAUGGGAAGCAGUGGUGGGGAUGUGGGUGGUGCACCAGGGGGGAGGGCAGGGGACAAUGUCUGUGGAGAAGGGGGGUCUGUUUAGGUUUCCGCUCUUGGACGGGAGGGAGCGGCGGGGUAAGCAGCCUAGGAGGACUAGGGAGCUCCACAAGUCCCGCGGCCAGGGCGCCCCAAGCGAGGCCGAGGUCCGCGAACGGUCGCCACUGGAGCGGGGCUGCAAGGGGGUGCCGAUGCUGCGAGAGAAAACCUGGGGACCUUGGAACGGGCUCAUGGUAAUUGGGAAGAGAGUGGAGCUCCUGACUAGAAACACUCGAAAGCCGAAACUGGAGUCUGAGUACUGGAGACUGGAAGAUGUGGAAAAGACAGUCUUGAAAGGGAAGUCAGGCCCGAGUCAGGAAAGGAUGGAUGUGAAGCUGCUGUACCGUGGAGCAAGUGCAUCACAAGCUUCAGCAGAUUUGGGGAAAGACAGCCCAAGGGGGAUUUGGGGAAAGCAAGAGGUCAAACACGAAAUAAAGGCUAAAUCUAAGAGUUCAGGGAUGACAGCAGGGCCUAUGAAGGGGUCUGGGUUUGAAGAGAGGUUGAGGUCUGCUGGGGAGAAGGUAGGGACCAGUGGAGAGGACUUGAGAUCCAAUGGAUAUAAACUGGGACAGGAUGAGAAGGGGUUGAGGUCUAGUGUAGACAAGAUGAGAUCAAGUGUAGAGAAGCUGAGGUCUACUAGUGAGAAGCUGGUGUGCAAGGGAGAGAAGCAGGGGUCCAGUGGAGUGAAGCUGAGGUCCAGUGGCAGAAAGCUGAGAUCAAGUGGAGAGAAUUUGAGAUCAAGUAGAGAGAAGCUGAGAUGGAGUGGAGAGAAGCUGGGAACUAGUGGAGAGAAGCUGAGAUCAAGUGGAGAGAAGCUGGGAACCAGUGAUGAGAAGCUGAGGUUGAGUGGAGAGAUGCUGAGAUCAAGUGGAGAAAAGCUGGGAACCAGUGGAGAGAAGCUGAGGUUGAGUGGAGAGAAGCUAAGAUCAAUCAGAGAGAAGCUGAGGUUGAGUGGAGAGAAGCUGGGAACCAAUGAUGAGAAGCUGAGGUUGAGUGGAGAGAAGCUGAGAUCAAGCAGAGAGAAGCUGAGGUUGAGUGGAGAGAAGCUGGGAACCAGUGAUGAGAAGCUGAGGUUGAGUGGAGAGAAGCUAAGAUCAAGCAGAGAGAAGCUGAGGUUGAGUGGAGAGAAGCUAAGAUCAAGCAGAGAGAAGCUGAGAUUGAGUGGAGAGAGGCUGGGAACAAGUGAUGAGAAGCUGAGGUUGAGUGGAGAGAGGCUGGGAACAAGUGAUGAGAAGCUGAGGUUGAGUGGAGAGAAGCUAAGAUCAAGCAGAGAGAAGCUGAGGUUGAGUGGAGAGAAGCUAAGAUCAAGCAGAGAGAAGCUGAGGUUGAGUGGAGAGAAGCUGGGAACAAGUGAUGAGAAGCUGAGGUUGAGUGGAGAGAAGCUGAGAUCAAGCAGAGAGAAGCUGGGAACCAGUGGAGAGAAGCUGAAAUCAAGCAGAGAGAAGCUGAGGUUGAGUGGAGAGAAGCUGGGGUCAAGUGCGGAGAAGCUGAGAUCUAGUGAGGAGAAGUUAGGGACCAGCGGGGAGAAAUUGGAGGGUUCAAGAAUGGGGAGGAGCAUAAAUGAGAAGAACAUUGAAAAAGUGGUAGAAGUUACUGGCGAUGAAAGAGUGAUGGCAUUUACUGAUGAUGAGAAGGAAAUUCCUUUUGAAAGUGUCAAAGGGAGUGAGGAACUACAAGGGACUGAGAAAGGAGUGGGAGUUGAGGGGGGCAUCUUGAGUGAAGUGAAAGAUAUCACUGAUGAAUCUGUUUCUAUGGAAAAGAAAGAUAUUAUAGGUGAAGGUACCAGCGAAUGAGGCAGAUGAAGGAUUGACACCAAAGAAGGAAAGAGGCAGACAGGGGGAGUACUGAAAGUCAGAGGAGAAAUUAGAGCCAGGCAGAACAUUAUUGACACUGAAGGGGUAAAGUUGAGAAAGGAAAGGAGAGAGUCUGAGCCUAAAAUAAAAGAGAGUGGAAGAGAGGAAGAAGAGCUGCUGGGGCUGAAGGCAAAGGCCAGGAUCAAACGAAGCAAAGAGGAGUGUCUGGUUCAGAGGGAAGUGGGAACAUAUGGAGGAGAAAGAGAAGACUUGGUAACGUGUUGACAGAGGACACUUGGAUAUUGGGAGAAAAGCGUGACUGGGAGCUCAUAGGGAAAUGUUUGAGAAAAGGAUGGAGGAUGGGCUAGAAGGAUUUAGUCUGACACGUGAUGGGGUCUAUGAGAUGGAGAAUUGCAGCAGGAUAAAGGGUAGAUUUUGAGAGUUGUGGAAGAAGGUGCAGACUGAAGUGGGCAAAAUUUCUGAAAGAGGAGCCUGAAGAAUGAAGCACUCCCAAGUGACAAAAGCAGGAGAGGAGAUAAGAAAGAAGUGAGAAAAAGCAUAAGAAGCCACGUGCCAUAAUGGUGAUUGCGUUUGUUGAUCUCUGCCAUCCCGAGAUCAUCACCCCUAGCCUCCUCUGGAAACUCUCUGAGAGUUGGGGAAUUGUCUCUUUUAUAAGAGGCCUACACAGGCACGAGGUCAUACUUGGGCAGUUUUCGGCCUUAUGAAAAUCUCUCAGAUUGCACUGCACAGUAUACAAAUGAUGAACCAGACAACCACAAUCGUUCUUUGGAUUGCAUUUUCUCCUGAGAUAUCAGACAUAUUUCACCAGGGCCACAGAAAGAAAAAUGAAGACCAAGAUACCGUGACAAAUGCCAACUACCUCGUGACGGGGAAGAUGAUGCCAUCAGAUCUGUGCUUCACAUAGAGAAGUCCGGCUUCGAGAUGGAGUCACCGGGGCAUGGUGUGCGGGCACUCAGUAAAGUGGAGAUAUGAUUACUAGAUCAUUAUGGUAAGUAGUUCAGGCCUGGCAAGGUGGCUCAAGCCUGAAAUGCCAACACUUUGAGAGGCCGAGGCAGGAGGAUUGCUUGAGUCCAAGAGUUCCAGACUGGCCUGAGCAACAGAGUGAGACCCCAUCUCUACAAAAAUAAACAAAGUUAGCUGGGCAUGGUGGCAUAUGCCAGUAGUUGAAGCUACUCAGGAGGCUGAGGUGGGAGGAUCACUUGAGCCUGGGAGAUUGAGGCUGUAGUGAGCCUUGAUCGCACCACUGCACUCCAGCCUGGGUGACAGAGCAAGACCUGUCUCAAACACACACACACACACACACACACUUACACACACACACACAAAAUAAAUAAAUAGUUCAGGGUAGAGAGGAUGAGGUUAUGAAUUACAGCGGAGAGAGGAGGAAUAAAAACAAGACUUGAGAGAGUGUUAAAAGUCCCAUUUAACAGAAUUGGCUGAUUAAUGUGAGUGGAUGGUGAGGAAGGAGGCUCCAGGCGCAUGGAUAGCAGUAGCUGACGUGAAAUGCUUACUCUGCAUUAGGCAUGUUACACACAUUAUCUCACUUAAUCCCACAACCGCAAUUGUAUUACUAUCCACAUUUUAUAGGUGGCUUUGAAGCCCGUCAGAGUGGUCAAUCGAAACGACAUAGCUAGUAUGUGUUGGUAGUAAGUGGUGGUGUGAGGAGGGUUUGGACCUAUGUGGUAGCUCUAGCAGCUGGCUGAGUCUUCAGUGCCAUGUGAUUGGGAGGUGAAGCGACCGCCCUAGUCAGCAGUGAAUGAAUGGCCGAUUCGGGCCAGAAGCCUGCUGGAACCAUCUUCUGCUCCGGAGAGCUCACAGUUAGGUGGCUCUGAUGCCACAUCGGCCAUAGAUGUGUUAUGUUUGCCCCAAAGAAUAUUUUAAGACCAUGUUUAGAAUUAAUUGGUACCUUUUUAAAAUGCAGAGAUUCACAUUAAAGAGUGAGUUUCUGGCUUUUCUUGGAAAAUGAGAGGAUCUGGCCACACUGGGCCCAUAUAGGAACUGGAGUUGCCUCUCUCUGUUUCCUUCAGCUGGGGCCUGUGCCCCCCUGUUGGCCAGGCCCCACUGGCCUGCCUGGGGUCCCUGCCACCUCCGCAGGCACCUGGGUCUGCCUUUCUGCUGUUCUGUCACGAGGUGUGCCACUCAGCUUGGCUUUGAAGCCAGGCUGUGUUUGUGCAUUGAAUGCACACCAAGCCCAGGCCACUGAUGGCUAAAUACCUUUUCUGAAUUGUAGGCAAUAUAAGAUAAAAACAUGCUGCGGGAAGUGAGAAAAACUACAUGCCCACCCAUGCUGAGUGCCCACAGGAGGCGCAAGGGUAGUGCAGGAAAAAGGCAAAUGGCCAUAGUUCCUGAAACCAGCAUAAAUUAAAACAAAAUACAAAUCAUACCCUGGCAAAUGGCAAGUAACAGCCUAUUGCCAGUAUGCAAAUCACGUUGUGAUUUUUUAAAAUUUGUUUUGUAAUAAAUAAUUUGUUUGAAUUUUGAGCUGCGUACUUUGGACAUAUGAUAAGGAAGCUGUGGGGGAAGAUUUUGUGUGUGUGUGUGUGUGUGCACACGCGCGCACCUGCGCAUGUUUGUUUAUGGGGGUGUGGACCACAGUUUACAAAGCCUGGAGUUUUCUAUAGAAAUUCAGUUUCAGAGUCUGGGUGCAGUGGCUCAC
This is a messenger RNA of Gorilla gorilla gorilla (western lowland gorilla), 4628 nucleotides long. RefSeq lists its product as uncharacterized. NCBI's taxonomy places the organism in Eukaryota, Metazoa, Chordata, Mammalia, Primates, Hominidae. The transcript has 3 exons. The record is from RefSeq and is a predicted model, not a curated record. The coding region runs from base 101 to 1951 and encodes 616 amino acids.